Messenger RNA from Aplosporella prunicola CBS 121167, 2104 nucleotides. RefSeq lists its product as uncharacterized. Lineage: Eukaryota; Fungi; Ascomycota; Dothideomycetes; Botryosphaeriales; Aplosporellaceae. Bases 375 to 1688 code for a protein of 437 amino acids. Gene Ontology annotation, cellular component: membrane. The record is from RefSeq and is a predicted model, not a curated record. The transcript is spliced from 2 exons.
UUUUUUUUUUCUUUGGGCGGUGGGGUUGAUGACGUGUUUUAGUAGCUAGGAGAGAUGACUAUACCCGCCAGCAGUAGGAGUAUAGGCUGUUGUUGUUGUUGUUAUUAAGUACGAGUUUAGAGAGGACGAGUAGUUCGGCUGGAUUGAACAUGGGCUGCACUACCUAUCUUGUGACAUCAUGACACCACCAGCGCAGUACCCGGAGAACGAGCUGAAGCCCGGACAUCGGAGGAAGCGGCAAAAGUGACCGACUACCGACCACCGACGAGCCGACCUGUCUCAACCUACCGUAGUUACCUGGAGCUCCGACGGACAGGCAGCCAUUGACUCGGCCCUCCAUUCCCAACGACCCCCGCCAUCCACAGCCUCACACCAUGGCGCCAGCCAUGCAGCUGACACGCCGAGCAGUGCCCAGCGCGGCGCGCGCCCUCGCAAUCAAGAACCUCUCGACCGUGGUGGCCUCGCGCGGCGCGCUGACUUCGCCUUCACGGACCUUCGCCUCCUCAGCCACGAGAGCCCUUGCCCCCUCACAGUCGCAGCAAGUCGGGCAGACACCGACGAUAUUCGGGCUGCCGGUAGUCGGCGGCGGCGGCGGUGGCAGCAACAUCCCGCACAGCUACUUCCAGCGGCCCAGCCUCCCCGCCAACACCAUCGUCCGCUUCGUGCCGCAGCAGACGGCGUGGAUUGUCGAGCGCAUGGGCCGCUUCCACCGCAUCUUGCAGCCGGGCCUGGCCAUCCUGAUUCCGUUCAUCGAUCGCAUUGCCUAUGUCAAGAGCUUGAAGGAGGCCGCGAUUGAGAUUCCGAGCCAGAGCGCCAUCACCGCCGAUAAUGUCACGUUGGAGCUGGAUGGCGUGUUGUACACGCGGGUAUUUGACGCGUACAAGGCUAGCUACGGAGUCGAGGACGCCGAAUACGCCAUUUCGCAGCUGGCGCAGACGACGAUGCGCAGCGAGAUCGGGCAGCUGUCGCUCGACCACGUGCUGAAGGAGCGGGCGAACCUGAACGCAAACAUCACGGCGGCGAUCAACGAGGCGGCGCAAGCGUGGGGCGUGACGUGCCUGCGGUACGAGAUCCGCGACAUCCACGCGCCGCAGCCCGUCGUCGACGCGAUGCACCGCCAAGUGACGGCGGAGCGCAGCAAGCGCGCCGAGAUCCUCGAGUCGGAGGGCCAGCGCCAGUCGGCCAUCAACAUCGCCGAGGGCCGCAAGCAGAGCGUCAUCCUGGCCUCCGAGGCCCUCAAGGCCGAACAGAUCAACAUGGCGAGCGGCGAGGCCGAGGCCAUCCGCCUGAAAGCCCAGGCCACGGCCACGGGCAUCGACGCCGUCGCGCGCGCCAUCGAGCACGGCCAGGAACACGCCCACAACGCCGUCAGCCUCAGCGUCGCGGAGAAGUACGUCGAUGCGUUUGGCCGCCUGGCCAAGGAGGGCACGAGCAUCGUCGUCCCCGGCAACGUGGGCGACAUGGGCGGCAUGAUUGCGUCGGCCAUGGCCGUGUACGGCAAGGUGUCGGAGGGGCAGGCCAAGGCGUCGGCGGCGCGCUUGCUGGGCCAGGGCCAGGGGCCUAAGCAGAGCGCUGGCGCGAGCCGCGUCCAGGAGCUCGAGACUAAGGCUGAUGCUAUUGCUACCCAGACGGAUGAUGUGGCCAAGUCGGUGCUGGCGAGCUUUGACGACGCGACGCAGAAGCGGUAGACGUUGGUGUUGAUGUGGGAUGGGCGGAUGGGCGGAGCGAAGUGUGUUCGGUUCGGUUCGGGGUUCUUGCUACCGUGGUUCUCGGCAGUGGUAGGGGAGCGGGAGCGGGAUACGACGUGACGUGGAUGGGCUCAAGAAAUGAUAGCAUAGCAGGACAUGGCACGGCAUAGCACGAAUGGCCGGGUCUCAGGGGGUGCGCGUUAGGCAGGCAGGCAGGCAGGCAGGUAGGCAUGACCUUGUAGCAUAAGAGCAUAAGUAAGCGCCAGCAGCAGCAAGCAGCAGCAAGCAUCGCGAGCUAGCUCGUUUCUGUUCUUUUUUUCUAUUAUUUCUCUUAUUUAUUGUUCCACUCACACACACACAAUGGAGGCUUGAUGAUGGCUAGGCUGAGGCUUGUGCUUGUGGGUGUGGUUGUGGCU